Molecule: messenger RNA, 2328 nt
Organism: Cucurbita maxima (winter squash)
Lineage: Eukaryota; Viridiplantae; Streptophyta; Magnoliopsida; Cucurbitales; Cucurbitaceae
Product: probable protein phosphatase 2C 33
Exons: 5
Coding region: 846-2132 (428 amino acids)
Biological process (GO): protein dephosphorylation
Molecular function (GO): protein serine/threonine phosphatase activity
Source: RefSeq, a predicted model, not a curated record
CCUCACGAACUCCACGAGGCGUCUUGUCAUUUUCCUUCUCCUCUGUUAGCGACGCCAUUAAUGUGCUUCGUUUCUUUGUCCUCUUUAAAGUCAAAACUCGUUUACAACCCGCGAAAGGAUUCUUCAUCGGUUGCUUGCUUGUUUGUUGAAUCUUCCGGUCGUUUUCCCCACUCAAUCAUUCCACCCCCCCUUUGGUCGUCUUCAAAUCCGAAGUCGCUGUCUAAAGAGGAAUUCAUUCUGCCAAAUUCUUAAUUCAUCUCCAAUUUUGUUUCCUACUAUUGGUAAUUGAAGUUCUGAAUGGGUUUUGAUUGUUUCUGCGAUCAGGGGAAUCGUUUUUGCCUCUGUUUGUUGGUUGGUCUUAUCGCGAUCUUGAAUUUGAAUUAGAAUUUAUAGGUUUUUUUUUUUUUUUUUUUUCUAAAUUGAGAAAUGGAUGAGAAAUCGUUUGGGGGUGAAAUAACUGCGUUUCGAUUCAGUUGUUGAUUUUGAGCCUCUCUAUUGAUUGUUGGUGGGGCGAUAUGCCUCCAUGACUUCUGAAUCUGGAAAUGUUAUCGUCUUUGUUUGGCGAGUAGAUUUGGAAAUAUAUCUAUACUCUUCGCUGUUGCUUGGUCUUUUGGGCUUCGUUCGCAUUUUUUGAUUAUACAGACAAGUGAAAAUUUCUAUGACAUAGAGUUUUAGAUAUGUUUAGAGGCUAAUUUAGUGCUUAAUCUGUAAUUAAGAGAUGUAUAUGGAUGUUAUAAGACCAAGCUUCCUGUGAAGGAUUAGAAUCCAAAGAUAAAGGGUUAUUUAAGUCUGAUUCUAUUAACUGAGGUCCAUAUUCAAGCAUUCUAGGAGUCCCCAUUUCCAGAAUGGGGCCUUGCUUGUCUGUUGUAUGUAAGAGGGCCAUGGCUGGUUCCUCUGUAUCUUCUGUGCUGAAAGCAAGUAAACUGAAAGACUCAGAAAAUGGGCUGGAGUCCAAGGAUUCUAUGUUUGAGCAGCAGAGUGAAGAAGCAACAGUUCAUCGAAUUCCGGGUCGGAUGUUCUUGAAUGGAUCCAGUGAAGUUGCCUCACUUUAUACUCAACAGGGCAAGAAAGGGAUGAACCAAGAUGCCAUGAUUGUAUGGGAGCACUUUGGCUCAAGAACGGAUACAUUCUUCUGUGGAGUUUUUGAUGGCCAUGGUCCUAACGGUCAUCUGGUCGCGAAAAGAGUGAGGGAUUCUCUGCCCCUGAAACUGACUGCGCAUUGGGAAGCUAAUGCAAGCAAUGAGGAUAUUUCAAAAGAGUUUGGUCAUAAAACAGGUCUCAACAAUGAAAAUUCUGGGUUAGAAACUGAUUGGAAGGAAGCUAGUUCUCCCCUUAAGCACCAUGAAAUUUCUGAAAAUAUGAAGGAAUCAUUUUUGAAGGCUUUUAAGAUAAUGGAUGUGGAACUCAAAAUGCAACCAAACAUUGAUUGCUUCUGUAGUGGGACAACAGCAGUAGCUCUUGUUAAGCAGGAUCGAGAUCUUGUUAUUGGAAAUGUGGGGGACUCGCGAGCUGUGUUGGGUACCAGAGACAAGGAUAAUUGUCUUCAAGCAGUUCAGUUGACCAUAGAUCUCAAGCCAGAUAUUCCAGCUGAAGCAGAGAGAAUUCUCCAAUGCAAGGGUCGGGUAUUUGCCCAUGAGGAUGAACCAGAAGUUGCUAGGGUAUGGCUUCCAAACAAUGAUUCCCCUGGGCUGGCAAUGGCACGAUCUUUCGGCGACUUUUGCCUCAAGGACUUCGGUCUAAUUUCUGUUCCUGAAAUUUCGUAUCGGUUUCUGACAGACGAAGACGAGUUUAUAGUUUUAGCUACCGACGGAAUUUGGGAUGUUCUCUCAAACAAAGAGGUAGUCGACAUUGUGGCAUCGACCCCAGCUCGUUCUGCAGCUCAAUCAUUGGUUGAGUCUGCAACUAAAGCAUGGAGGCGCAAGUUUCCUUUUUCCAACAUUGACGACUGUGCUGUUGUGUGCCUCUUCCUCGACUCGAACUUGAUGGUAUCAGAUAUGAAUGUUAAAUCCGAGGAGGUUAGUUCAGCAGUUCAAGCUGAGACAGCCAUGGUGGAUGAUGAUGUCUCAGGCGCAGCUGGUCUACGGUGUUCGGAAAUCGUGCAAACAGUAGGAGUUUCUACAAGAACGGUAUGAUAGAAAACACUCCCACAAUGACUGCACAGAUUCUCAAAUGUGCCUUGCUUGGUUCCAGGUUAGGAUGUUUGAAGGUUGUUUUUGACCCCCACAGACUGCUCUUUAAGGCUUUUUGCUGCCAAUGUUUGUGUACAAAUUUUUAUGUGUGAAUAAACUACUUAAAUAACGCAUAUAAACUUGUGAAUCAUUUUUAAUA